Molecule: messenger RNA, 3045 nt
Organism: Python bivittatus (Burmese python)
Lineage: Eukaryota; Metazoa; Chordata; Lepidosauria; Squamata; Pythonidae
Source: RefSeq, a predicted model, not a curated record
UGCAGAUCUUUCUCUACUGAGGUUUAUCAAUGCAGAGCUAACAAGGGGUUACUUCCUUGAACACAAUGAAGCCAAGUACACAGAGCGGAGAGAGAGGGUCUAUACGUGCAUGCGAAUACCCAGAGAAUUGGAAAAGUUGAUGAUUUUUGGAAUCUUUUUGUGCCUGGAUGCUUUCCUUUAUGUAUUCACCCUCCUCCCAUUGAGAGUUUUUCUGGCAAUGUUCAGGUUCAUCACACUGCCUUGUAGUGGCUUGCGCGAUAGACGCCUGCUCCAGCCAGCCCAGGUGUGUGAUAUUUUCAAAGGGGUAAUACUUGUAAUUUGCUACUUCAUGAUGCACUACGUUGACUAUUCCAUGAUGUACCACCUGAUAAGAGGGCAGUCUGUGAUUAAACUCUACAUCAUCUAUAAUAUGCUUGAGGUAGCCGACCGUUUGUUUUCAUCUUUUGGACAAGAUAUCUUGGAUGCUCUCUAUUGGACGGCGACAGAACCAAAGGAAAGGAAAAGGGCCCACAUAGGGGUCAUUCCCCAUUUCUUCAUGGCAGUUCUGUAUGUCUUCUUGCAUGCUAUCCUUAUUAUGGUUCAAGCAACAACACUCAAUGUAGCCUUCAACUCCCACAAUAAAUCACUUCUUACUAUCAUGAUGUCUAACAAUUUUGUGGAAAUAAAAGGAAGUGUUUUCAAGAAAUUUGAGAAGAACAACUUGUUUCAGAUGUCGAACAGUGAUAUCAAAGAGAGAUUCACCAACUAUGUGCUGUUACUGAUAGUUUGCCUAAGAAAUAUGGAACAGUUUUCAUGGAACCCAGAUCAUCUGUGGGUAUUGUUCCCGGAUGUCUGUAUGGUGAUUGCAUCAGAGGUUGCCGUUGACAUUGUGAAACAUGCUUUUAUAACCAAAUUCAAUGACAUCACAGCCGAUGUAUACAGUGAAUACAGAGCCAGCCUUGCCUUCGACUUUGUUAGCAGUCGGCAGAAAAACGCGUAUACAGAUUACAGUGACUCUGUUUCCAGGAGAAUGGGCUUUAUUCCACUCCCAUUGGCUGUUUUACUCAUCAGAGUUGUUACAAGUUCUGUAAAAGUCCAAGGGGUCUUGUCCUAUUCCUGUGUAAUUCUUUUCUAUUGUGGUUUAAUAUCGCUCAAAGUACUCAACAGCAUUGUAUUGUUGGGAAAGUCCUGCCACUAUGUCAAAGAAGCGAACAUGGAGGAGAAGUUGUUCAACCCACCUCCUUCCAGCACCCCAGGAAAACCUCUUGGCAAACCACAGAGCAAAUACAAGUCUCCUCAAGGACUUUCUACGGAGGAAGGCUUCUCUGCUUCAGUAGCCAGUCAGCCUGUGCGUCCAAAGGAAAACGUAUCCCCCCAACUAGUGACGAGUCCCUCUGACCAGUUUCUGACAACUCCUGACGGAGAUGAGAAAGAUAUAUGCCAGGACAAUGCAGAAUCCAAAUCCAGAUCUACAAAGAAAGAUUUGUUGGAGAUAGACAGGUUUACCAUUUGUGGAAAUCGAAUUGACUAGAGGUCUGUGAGUGGGAGACUGAGCAGUUGGAACAGGAAGGGCUGUCAGUGACGGACAGAUGCCAAAUAGGCACACCAAUAUUUAUUUAAACCUUAAAUUAUUAACAGCAAAUCUAUUUACAGGGAGUAAGUUGGCUUGAAAAAUUGAUCAAGCCUCAGCUUUGUAACCUUGGUAUUUUAAAAAAUGAAAUGAGUUAAAAAAAAAAAAACCACCGACAGCUGGACAGAGCUGCAGCGUUGCUUUUCUGGGAAGAAUGUGUGACCUAUGUUUAAAUCCCUUUUCCUGUAUGAAUCCCUGCUUCCUGAACAUAUUCUUUUUUGCCCUGCAGUGGAGAAUUUUGAAAAGUUCACAAGAAGCACCUCUCUCCACUUGCUUUCAUGAGCAGAUGCCCCCCCAAAUUAAGAAUUCCACUCUUGCCAUUCUUUCCCAGAUUUACAGGAAAAUAAACAAUCAGGAUAUUCUUGGCUCAAAAUGCAUUUCAGCUAACCAAAACGUGGCAUCCUUAAAGAUUUACCACACAUUGUUUUUUGUCAUCAAUCUUAAGCUUUUAAAUCAGAAAUUGAUCAUAACAAGAAGAGUUGAAUGUUUGAAGGAACAAGAGGUCAGGAACUUACCUUUCCUCUUCAGCAUUUUAAGCAUCCAUGCAGAAAUUGGUGUGUUUCAGUUCCAGCUGCAAGCCCGUUCACUGUGCAAGAAUCUCUCUGCGUUGCGUGUCAAGCAGGUGAAGAGUAUUUCUUUGCUUUGCUGGGAAAGCUGCAUGUCGCCAAAAUGACAGACUGAAAUAGGUUUUUCUGAAAACUAGCUUUAUGACAUGCUUGGGUUUUGAAAUACAAAGCAGCUUCACUCAGUGCGUGUGAGUUUGGGGAGAGGAUCGCAAGGAAGAUUAAGACAGGAAUAAGUGUUCUUUUUAGCUCAUCAUAAUAAAAGAGCAAAGCUAUAUUCAAGGUGCUCCAUUCUUAUCUAUCCACAAUGCCUAAGGAACACAAUGCAAUAUCGAGUGUCUUUUUAAAACAAAAAACAAAAAGCAGAAUUGUGUGUGUUGAAUAAUAGCAGAUCUUCGGCAAUUUACUUCUUAGCUCUUGCAGAGUGGCCAAAACAACUAUUUUAAAAUGCUAAUGUUUGAAGUCCAGAAUACAUUAUUAUUCCCCCAGAGUUGAGAGGAUUAAUACGUGAGAAUGGUAUCCUGACAAGCAGGCUUCAAGAAAGAAGGCAGUAUGGAUGGCCAGGUGUUUCCAGUCAUUUUCUCCCCACGCUGCCAACCUUCUUUGACCAGCUUCUCUCAACUUAAGAGAACGUUGUGGGAGAAGUAUAAAACUUAACAUUGAAGUUUACAAGAUGAUUAUUUCAUAGACGUGUUGCUUUUGGCAAAUUUGAUUCAUUAAAAUUCAAUUCAGACCAUUGGAUAAAUCUGUUGUAAUUUUAUUUUAUUUAAAUGUCGCUGAAAGGAAGCUUGGAAUGAUCUUUUCCUUGUAAAAUAAUUAUGUAUGGAUUUUAUAAGUGCAUCUUGUGUGUCAAAAUAAAAACUCAAUUUUGUA